AUGACGAGACUUACAGUGAAACAGUUUGAAGAACUACUUAAUCUAAGUAAAUCAAUGUUGGAAAAGAAUAGUAGAAGAGAAUUUCUGGAUCCUAAAUUUCGUCUAGCAUUUACGGUAUGCUUCUUAGCAUCAGGCGAUAGUUUUUCUUCAAUGGUCAGAUAUUGGCGCAUAGGCAAAUCGACAUCUUAUAAAGUGGUUAUAGAAACAUGCAAUGCUAUUUGGCAAUGUCUUCGAGGAAUAUAUUUGAAACCUCCUUCUCAAGAGGAGUGGGAAAAUAUUGAAAAAGGUUUUUAUAAUAGAUGGGAUUUUCCUAACUGUGUUGGGGCUUUGGACGGGAAGCACAUCCGUGUGCAAUGUCCACCUAAUUCUGAUUCAGCGUACUACAACUACAAAGGAUAUUACAGUAUGGUAUUGGUAGCCACGUGUGAUGCAAAUUAUGUAUUUACCUUUAUAGAUAUUGGAGAUUAUGGAUCACUGUCAGACACAAGUAUUCUUAGUGCAUCGGCAUUUGGACAAGCUUUGGAGCGUAAUGAAUUAGAUCUGCCAACACCGAAGUCAUUGCCAAACUCAACAGUAGUAGCUCAUCAUUAUUUCGUCGGUGAUGAAAUUUUUCCUUUGCGAUUAAAUCUAUUGCGACCAUAUGCAAGAAAAAACUUACUGGGAAUCGCGCAAAAAGUUUUCAAUUAUAGAUUUUCAAGGGCACGACGUGUUAUUGAGAACGCCUUUGGAAUUCUCACUACCAGAUGGAGAGUACUGAGAACCACAUUGGCCCUAUAUCCAGAUAAUGUGGAGCUUAUAAUUUGUGCUACAGUCUGUUUACACAAUUUUAUUAUGAAAAGAGAACACGUUGCUGGAUUCCAAUCAUACUGUCCACCUGGUUAUGUAGACUAUUAUGAUGAUAAUGGCAAUAUUGUUCUCGGUUUGUGGCGAGAUGAAAACAUUCCUGUAUGUGUAACACGACUCAAUCGAGUGGGGUCUAACCGUGCUGCCACAAUUGCAAUAAAGCAACAAGACACAUGA
This is a messenger RNA of Ooceraea biroi (clonal raider ant), 1020 nucleotides long. RefSeq names its product protein ALP1-like. The record is from RefSeq and is a predicted model, not a curated record. Lineage: Eukaryota; Metazoa; Arthropoda; Insecta; Hymenoptera; Formicidae.